CAACACCAGCACACGCUGAACUCCCCGAUCUGCAGCCAGGACAUGGUGAAGGACUUCAGGUGUAAGAAUUGGAAAUCAAGAAAGUGGCCAGGCAGGCUCCAGAUGCUCCUCUAACACAACAAAGAGUAGUGGAAGAGAACCAGAAAGCCUUAAGCCGGUCAGCUAAAGGGUGUGGCAACACAGUCCAUUGAGGUCUGUGGUGUUGAGGAGACUACUGUAUGACGUGAUUGUAGAGUAGAAUAGUGUGGAAGGCACUUAACUCCUCUUCAGGCACGGAUACCGUUUAAGAAAGGUUAAACUUCAUCACAGGCUAAAAUACCCUCUGCUGUUCCACACUGGAAAAGUGAACAGCGUUGAAUUGGCAGAAGUCACAGGCACACACCUUGUGGAUCAGCAUGUGAUGCACAUAGGAAACUGGAAAUAAUAUAGAAUAAAGGUACCUUAAAGAGUGUUCUGAAACACUCCCAUGAUAAACAGAUAGAGACGAUGAGACCUUUUAGACACCCAAGCAAUUGUGAAAUGAGGGGCACCGAUGUCCUUAUCCAAAUAACCGUCAUAAUGCUGCCCAUUUUAUGGGUACAUUGGCCACAGGUGGAAAGUAAAAAAAAAAAAAAACUUUACUGAUGUGCCUACUGUCAUGCCGAGUAAAUUCGUCCCCAUUUUCCUUAAAAAAAGGACAGUAAUUGCUUCUUUUCCUGAUCAGGAAUUAUUAAUAUUAUCCCCUGAUUAUUAUUUUUUACAAUUCCACUCUCUCUCUCAUCACUUUUUUCCAGUCAUUCUCUCUUUCCUCAUCCCUCUGCCACCCUGCAAGGAGCCAUAUAAGAGUAUAAUUCUGGACCUGUACAGACAGUCGUACAACCUGGGCCUGUAGCCCUAACAUCUGUACAUCCAAAGCUCUAUAUAACCUAAGGUUUUCUCUGGCCUUUACUAAAACAAUAUCAUUGGAUGUUUGUCUAAAUUUGGGUGGGUGCCAGUGCGGUGCUUUAUUUAAUACAUGACUCAUGCAAAACUAUAAAUUGAUGGGAUAAUAAUUAUCAUAUAAGACCUUCCUUUUUUGCCUAUUUUGCCCAAAUCACACAUUUAUUUGCCUUAGUUUAUUUUCAGUUUAUUCACCAUGCUGGAAAUAAAAAAAAAAGUUACAGUGGUCUUUAAUGCAAGGCUGUGUACACAGUGUCACAGAAGAAUUAGACCAUCAAUGUAAAACAUGAAAUUAAUUGUCAGAUUUUUCUGUCAAGAAACCAUAUAUUUCAAAAUAAGCUCAAAGAACUGCGACCCGUAUUAUUUUCAAGCGACUUCAAAGAAAAAGAAGCCCAAAGUCACGUAUUAUAAGCGGACCUGGCAACUAUGGAUAUUUCCUUUUUGAGAUGCUCCUGCUGUGUAUGUACUGUGUACCUGCUGUGCGCAGACAGGUGUGCACGCGCUGCAGUUUCACUUUUGAUGUUCUAUGACGCACCUGCAGAACUCUGGACGAAAGUAAACGUUGAGACUCAUCCACGCCUCUCACGGAUGUUUAUUCACUUUAACUGGAGGCUAAAAUCAUGAAACUUUGUGCUUUUAUUAUUUUCUUUAAUAAAAUGUCCUUUAAUAAAGACAAAACAUGAUUUGCUCCUGGUUGUAUCUAUUACAAUCCCACCUCCAUGUUUUUAUCUCAUGCUGUCAUUAUCGUGAACUAAACAUUUAAAGACAUGCAAUCACACACACACACAAAACAAUCAAAGCCAUAUUAAAACUUAUGUUUGUUAAUUUGUAGCACAUAAUGGGCCAUAUUAUUCCUGCAUUUAAAUAUUUCAUUUAAUAAGUAUGGAGAAUAUUAUCAACCGGUAUCUGUGUAUUUAUAAUGAGUCAUGUGUUUUCUCACCUGGAGAACUGAGCUCUAGUCAUGUGACCGUUGUUAUGUUACGCUUUUUAAAAUGAUAUCGAAACUACUUAAUACAUUACCUGUUAUCACCUGAAUAGUGUAAUAUUCUAAUCAUAUCGAGUGUCAUGAAUGUCACUGUUGUGAACAGUGGGUCAAGUGCUUUAGCUGGUUGUGUUCUUACUAAUUGAUUGUGUGUGAGAGACAGAUUUAUGCAGUGUCCGUAGCAGCGCAAGAUGUUUAACAAGUCAUCCGGUUCUCCCUCCGAAGCAGGACCAGGAGCAUUUGGGACAUUUGGACAACAGACUUUUGACACUAGUGGAGGAUUGUUUGGAGCAACCAACACCACGUCAAAUCUGUUCGGAUCCUCAGAGUUUACUGCGACCCAGCCUGGCACAAGCAUCAAAUUUAACCCACCAACAGGAAGUGACACAGAGCAAAAGAGCGGCGUGAUGAUCUUCAUUAACACCAAGCACCAGUGUAUCACAGCAAUGAAGGAGUAUGAAAACAAAUCUCUAGAGGAGCUUAGGUUGGAGGAUUACCAGGCAGGGAGGAAGAGACCCUUCAACACAGGUGGUGUGAUUGGGGCUGCAGUCACAGCAACUCCCAGCACCGCUACUGGAGUCUUCGGGUCCUCAGCUUUUGGCACUAGUACUAGCAGUGGAGGAUUGUUUGGGACGACCAACACCACGUCCAAUCCAUUUGGAGGAACCCCUUCUCUCUUUGGAGCUUCGGGCUUUACUGCGACCCAGCCUGGCACCACCAUAAAAUUUAAUCCACCAACCGGAAGUGAUACAAUAGUAAAGAGCGGUGUGACGACCAGCAUCAACACCAAGCACCAGUGUAUCACAGCAAUGAAGGAGUAUGAAAACAAAUCUCUAGAGGAGCUAAGGUUGGAGGAUUACGAGCAUUACCAGCAUCAGCUCUUGGCGUAUUCGCAGCUUCCCUUUAAACAUGGGUUUAAUAUGAUAUGAUGUUGGCCCCUCCCCCUUUGCAGCUGUAACAGCUUCAACUCUUCUGAGAAGGCUUUCCACAAGGUUUAGGAGUGUGUAUAUGGGAAUUUUCGACCAUUCUUCCAAGAGCGCAUUCGUGAGGUCAGACACUGAUGUUGGACGAGAAGGCCGGUCUCACAGCCUCCGCUCUAAUUCAUCCCAAAGGUGUUCUAUCAGUUGAGGUCAUGAUUCAAGGCAGUCAAGUUCUUUCGCACCAAACUCACUCAUUCAUGUUUUUAUGGACCUUGCUUUGUUCACUGGUGCGCAGUCAUGUGGGAACAGGAAAGGGCCGUCCCUGGUUGGGAGUAUGUAAUUGUCCAAAAUGUCUUGAGUUUCAGAAUGUGAGUUCCUCUCACUAGAAGUAAGGGGUGGAGCC
Clarias gariepinus (North African catfish) is the source of this 3223-nucleotide messenger RNA. RefSeq names its product nuclear pore complex protein Nup98-Nup96-like. The transcript is spliced from 8 exons. Lineage: Eukaryota; Metazoa; Chordata; Actinopteri; Siluriformes; Clariidae. Gene Ontology annotation, biological process: protein import into nucleus; RNA export from nucleus; post-transcriptional tethering of RNA polymerase II gene DNA at nuclear periphery. The coding region runs from base 2092 to 2829 and encodes 245 amino acids. Gene Ontology annotation, cellular component: nuclear pore; nuclear pore cytoplasmic filaments. The record is from RefSeq and is a predicted model, not a curated record. Gene Ontology annotation, molecular function: structural constituent of nuclear pore.